This is a messenger RNA of Trypanosoma conorhini, 12165 nucleotides long. Its product is annotated as phosphatidylinositol kinase related protein. The record is from RefSeq and is a predicted model, not a curated record. Bases 1 to 12165 code for a protein of 4054 amino acids. Gene Ontology annotation, molecular function: protein binding; protein serine/threonine kinase activity. The transcript has a single exon. Lineage: Eukaryota; Euglenozoa; Kinetoplastea; Trypanosomatida; Trypanosomatidae. Gene Ontology annotation, biological process: DNA repair.
AUGCGCGCAGCCCCGCGCGGGGCCCACGCCGCGUCGCGAAGGCGACCGGAAACGCUCCCCUCCUCCUCGUCGCUUUUGCUCUCCGCCGCUUUGGUCGCGGAGGAGGAGUUGGAUGCGUUUGGGAGCAACAAGGCGAAGAAGCUGCGCACGGAGGUGGUGCGGCCGUGGCGGGCCCUCAUAGAAGCGCUGCACCACAGCCUGCCCUCCGCGCUGCUGCUGGGGCCGGCCACCGCGACACUCGGGGGCUCCUCCGCCGGCGGCGACGCCGAGGAGGCGUACGUGUCGGCGGCGGCGGCGGGAAACCGCGGGGGACACGGCGGCGGCGCAGAAGAGUCGUUCGCCGCGGCCAGCUCCGUUGCGGGGCCGUGGAUGACGUCCACAACCGUCGCGAAUCGAACUGGGACAUCCACCGCAGCGGGUCCGCGUUCCACGCAGCAGCUCUGGGCGCGGGCGCCGAACCACACCGCGUUGCCGCUGCUCUGGAAGAACGCCGUGCCGCUCCUCUCGAUUGUCCGGCACGCGUUGGAGGUGCUGCAGUCGGAGGUGUUGGUGGCCGUCUGCGGUCACGAGUACGCCCAGCUGCUGCUGCACCUUUUCCUCUUCCACGGCUACCUAUCGAACCUGCAGCCGGCGGUGCUCAUGGAACUCCUGCUGCGACUCCUGGAGCUGGUGGAGAGGACCGCCUACGAAUCACACGGCACAGAUGCCACCACCGCCGCGAGCAGCACAACAUCCCCGUCGCUCGCUAGGGCGCUUCACGCGGAGGUGGGCAGCAGUAGCGGCAACAACAACAACAACGCGGCUCACGGAGCGGAGGCGGACGUGGCGGACGAGGUGCAUCGUCCGCCGGUGGAGCAGGGCACGGCGUACGCGGCCCUGCUUGUCCAGCUCCUCCGCGCCCCGCAACUGCUGAGCGCCUUCACGCCGUGCGAGGAUGAGGCGACGUUGUUGAUGGCGGCAUCCACGACAAACGCGGCGACGAUUCUGUUCAUGAUGCAGCGCCUGGUGCGACUGACGACGCAGCGGCACCUGCGCCCGACGAGCGCGCUACGCCUUGAGACGCAUCUGCUCGUGGCCGUGAACCUUUUGGUUUCCGUGACGCGGGACGACUACCCGCUGGCCUCCGCCACGCCGUUGGAGCUGGUGCGGCCGCUCUGCCACCUUUACUACGCCACAGCCCGCCGGGACGGCUGGCGCAUGGAGGCGUUGACGCUCAUGACCACACAAAUGUGCGUCUGCUUCUCCGCCGUGCUCGGACAGAGCGUGCGGGCCGACAUCGCACGCCACCGACCACGCGGGGAACGCCGCGCGCAGGAUGCAGCAGCCGCGGCCAGCGACGCCGCUGGCGUCGGCGCGGGGGAAGCCUUGACACAGGCGGGCCACUCUGUGCAAGUCUCGCCGCGCUCUCUGACGCUGCUGCAUGGAACCGUGCUGCCGUUCAUGCUGCAACUCUUUACCGUCGUCCGCAGCGAGUUUAGUCACGUCUCCCGGCGUGAGCUGUUUCACUUUCCAUGUCCGCCACUCUCCCCGCUCUUUGACUUUGGUGCCGUCGUGCUGUACCUCGCCUGCGCUACACAUGAUGCCUACACGGCCCUCCCGUCUUCCUCCUUGUCUGGUGUCACGCCACCUAUUACUACUCUGGCGAAGACACCGACGAUGACCGAUGAUGCCUCCCCGAAACAUGGCGUUCAGCAGCAGCAGCAAGAGCAGAGGGGCGUUAAACGAGCACGUCAGGAGGAGGAGGAGGACGACGACGGCAGUGGGAGAGGAGGAGAAACUUCGAAAUGGAAAACGCAGGCGACCCCGCUUUCACCGGGGGAGACGCUGCUGCAGCUGUUUCGCUCGCUCUUCUUCUUGGAUAGCAUGUGUGGUGAGGCACCGGCCCUGGCAGCGGUGACGCAGCCAGACGGCGACGACGUCGCUAAUCCCGCGCAGGCAGGGGAGAGAGACACGGAUUGUCUGCUGCGUGUGAGUGCCGCGGCGGGCGGAUCACUCAGCGCCGCCGCCGUGCAGGACCUUGUCAAGGACGGCUCGCUUUUCAUGCUGCACCUGCUUGCGCAGCCUGGAACGACGCUCGGGUGCAGUGAGCGGCAGUGUACGCUGCUGGUGGAACACGGUGUCCUUCCGCUCUUUCCCUACUACGGCGUGCGGCUGGAAACGCUACUGCUUGCGGUGCUGCUCGCCAUCGCCCCGCGGGCGUCGUUCGCGUGUCAGCAGGAGGUGUUCCGCUGGCUUGUCCGUCGCUACAUGCCGACGGUGGCCACCCAGCGCGACGAUGAGAGCCAGCCGAAGGAGCAGGUGUACCGACUGCUCUCCGUGCUGCUGGGGCACGGGGUAGUGGGGCGGUGGCCGUUGCUGGUGCACGGCGACGAGCGCGCCAGGCUGCAGGCCGCGGCCCACUUCAGCGCCAUCACCGCAAGGAUUCGUGCCGUUUUGUGCGGCGCCGCAAAAUCAGCGGCGACGGCAACAGCAACACCGUCCACCAACGCCCAGCAGGCGACGGCGGGUUUGCCACCUGCAAUGAUGACCUCUUUGAUUGCCGCGGCGACGGCUGGGCAUAGGGCCAAGACCGGCCUCUCCACGACGCUCUUCAUGGCAAUGCUGCAGUUUUUGUCCCUGUAUCACCACUACGGCGCCGCCUCGCCCGAGAUCGUGUCCGCCCAACGGACGGCGAAGAAGAAGCGUCUGCGUCACGGCGGUUCCACUGUCAAGCCCGCCACCACCGCCGUGUCGCAAGAACAUUACACAAUGGAGCUUCCCUCAACGGCAGUGCAACUUUCGACGGGCGUGGCGUUUAUGAUAUCCGGCCUCUCGCAUGCCGUUUGCUUCUUUCCGCACGACGAGGGCGUCGUGUGGUGUCAUGACACCGACACUGCCCCCGCCGCUGAGGCGUGCGCCGUGGCCUUCCUGCAGGCCCUUCGCUGGGCGGAGGAGUAUGUACUUGCCGCCUGCCUCACCGUGACCGAGAAGGAAUUGGGGUGGCAGCACGCCCUGUCGCUGGGGGGCGCCGUGAGUGCGGUCGCCAAGGGCCCAGAGCCGCCUGGUGGGCAUGGCGGUGGCAAGACUGCGGCUUCGGUGCAGCGCAUGAAAAAACUUUUGGCGAGGUCCCGCCACUCCAUGGAUGCGGCGUUCAUUGCCCCCGAAAAGCACGUGCCCGCCGCGGUAUGUGAGGCAGCAGAGGGGCACUGGCUGCUGCUGCACGAGUUUCUUGCCUCCUCCACGGAGGAUGUGCUGACGGGGACGGACGCGGUGCGCGCGGAAUCCGGCGACGGUGGGGAAGCGGAUGGGUCGGAGUUAUUCUCGGGGCGACUGCGACGUGGCGACGUGCCUCUGGGCUUCGUGGAAGUGCUCGCGGGGGAGGUGGCGCGUGCCGUUGGGGAGCUGGCGGAGCGCGCCAAAAUGGUUGGGGCCGCAGCCGUAGAUCUCACCGGGACAUCCGCGUUACAGCAGCAGACAACGCCACCACCACAACAGCAGCAGCAGCAGCAGCGUGAGGUGAACGAGGAGGUGGUGGCUGCGGCACAUCGUACACUUUGCCUGCAUGCUCUGCAGCUGAUGCACUUGCUGCUGCGUCUCUUUCGGCUUGGCGUGUGGCAACUCCCACCGGGGCCGCGUUCAAGCCCAAGCGGCGGUGGCGACGGCCCCAAUGGUGACGCGAACCGCAAUGCUGCUAGUAACAAUGAUAAUAAUAGCAAUCAAGGGAAUGGAAAGGGCCCAAGUGAGGAUGGGGAGGAUGAUCUCUGCAUCUUGGCCGGCAUACCGCAUACGCAGUUGUUUGAUCAUCCCCUGUCUACGCUGCGUCGGCUGUCUCCGGAGGGGCAGUUGUACUACGCCGUGAUGUGGAUCUCCCGACACCUCGUCACCCGACUACUCCGCGGUUCUGUUGUGCGUGAUCGUGUGCUCAUGCGGGCGCAGCUGCUGCUUAUCCAUGAUGUGGGCACGGUCCUGCUGUCGCAACCCUUUGCGCUGUGGGAGCCGAGGCAAGUGGUGCUGUCAUUUAUAGGCGUUGUCUGUCGUCGUGCGCUGGACGAGGGCGUCGUGAAGCUUGCGGCGUGGACACCGACAAAUUUGACAUCCGCAGACGCCGCGGCGGCCGUGCAUGCGACGCUGCGCUUAAGCUGCAGUCUGCUCAGUGCCAUUCUCAGUUGCGUGCGGCGCACGCGCGUGUUGGCGGCCUCGGCCGAUCCACUUGUGAGCCCCGAGCGCGUCACCGCCGUUCUCGCGCGCCUUCUCGCGAAGGAAGGCCUCAUCCCCGCUGCGGGCCGCACAGGCGGGGCAGGGAUGCCCGCCACCCACGACGUGCUAAAGCUGAACCCGUUCCUUCCCUUCCCCCUCGCCGUCGUGGAUGCCCUGCUGGGACUCUUGCAGGUGCUGCAUGAGGCCUACAGCGACGCACAGGCGCGGCAGGUGGCACGUCAGCUGCUGGAGACGCUCUUUGCGCGCUACCGCUACGGUCUGGCGGAGAGCAUUUUCGCGACCUUCAGCCACUACGCGCCGCUGCACCGCGCCGCUGCUUCUCCUCCCGCACUUGCGGAGGCGGACAACGGGGAAGAGGAGGACGACGAGGACGGCGACGACGACGGUGAAGAGUCGAGCCCAGUGCGUGCGCAGGCAGCUGGGUCUCGCAGGCGCGGAGGACGCGAGAACACGGAAGAGAGAGACGCCAGCGACGACGGGCUUCUUCGUGAAGAAGGGCGGCAGCUCGAGUCGUUUGUGGAUCAAUUGACGGAUGCCUCACGGGGCGAUAUGCCGGUGUUGACGCCGCAGCUGCAGUGUGCGGUGCUGUCCAGCAUUUACGGCGUCCUCUUCCGCUGCGAUGCGGCGGUGGCGGAAAAGCUGGGAAAGUACCUCUUCUCGUUUCUUUCCAUCAAGACGGCGUACGUCGUCCGAAGACACACGGCGUUGCACGUGCGGUGGUUGUUUACGCGCUUUACCCGCCGGACGUACGUUGUUCUGCAAGAGCUGCUGUACCGCGCGCGUGAGGGCAUUGCGUCGAUCAGCCCUAUGCACGCCGCGACGAGUUUGCGCGCCCUCGGUGAGGCGGCCCACGCGGCGCCCAUGCUGGAGGCAGACAUCAUCUGUACCCUGCUGGAGUGCUGGGCGACGCAAGGCUUUGCCCACAAGGGGCUGCUGUUGGAGUGUCUUGCGUUGAUCGGGAACUACGCGGGGCCGACGGGAGGUGGGACCGGGAUGAGCCCGCGACAGUUGUGCCACUACCACUCUGAGCGGCUCCUGUUUGACUGGCUCUGGCGCCUGGGCCACCCAAUGGAGGCGUUCCCUGUCGCCUGCUUUGGCUACGCCGGGCUGCCGCAGAUGUGGCGGGCGCUCAUGCCGACGCUCUUUCCCUUGGCGCUGCUCUGCAGUGCACGACGCGGUGUGGCGGAGGAGGCCGAUGCGUUUCUGCGCCCCAGCGACCUGCUCUGGCGCCUGGCCGCGUGCCACAGUCAGGCCGGGGUCGCCUCGUCGUCGUCGUCGUCGUCCAACGUCGCCGCCGCCACCGAUCGGACGCGAGAGCUGCUGGUGGGCUGUCUGCGGGCGCACUUUCCGGACGUGAUGGCGCGCCUGCUUGUCUUUGCGGCGCUGGCCGGGCGCCACGGGGGCGGCGCGGAUCCGCGCGAGGUCGCCGCCGCUGCCCGCCUCGCGCUGGAGUGGACGCGGUCGACCUUCUCGACGGACUACGCGCCGCUCGUCUGCCGCCACGCGGACGCCGUCUUGUGUCGGUUCGUGGGCCUCGUGGGCACCAUGACGCCGCUGGUGCGGGUGCGUCCCCUGCAGGAGGCGGUGGCGCUGCUCUGCGACACCAUCGCCGCCGCGGGCAGCGUGGCGUCUGACGCCCAUGAAUGUGUGUCUCCCUGGGCCGCCAGGACGGCCGUCGAUCGCUUCUUUGCUAGCGAGGGUGGAGACCACGCCUACGUGCUGCUGCAGCAGCUGUACGUUGGCCUCACGCACGAGGUCCACCGCGGGCGGCGACGGGCGAUGCUUGCGCAGCUGCUGGAGGACAUUGUGAGGCGGUGGUGGAGCCGUGAGCUCCUGCAACGCGUCCCACACAUCCUCCACACGGUGCUGCGCCUCUGUGGAAAUCUUCUCAUGGCGUGUGCCGACGCCCGACCGCGUGCGUGUAAUGUCCUGCUGUAUGCCUGGACAACCGCGGUGGCGGCGGCGAGGGCCACAAAUUCCGCGUGCUCGGCGCGGCGUGCGGCCGCAGAUGAGGUGUUUAUUUCAACCGUCAUGCUAACCCUCGCGGAGGACUCGCGGGUUGUGGCCUCGACGUGGACCGCCAUCUGUCGCGCAGACACCGCGCUGCAGCGGCAGGACUGGCAGCUGCAGCGCGCGAGGUACACCGCGGCGGGUGUUGCGCCGCGGGAGGAAGUGGAGACGCAUGACGUGCGCCUCCUCACGCCGGGCGCCAAUGCAGCGCAGGAAGCGGAGAAACGGGAGCAGCAUAGGCAUCGCAGUGCAACGGGCGGGGGCGACGCCGCACGUACAGGCGUCCAGCUGCCGGAGAACGAAGGCCCACCGCCCAGCCUAGCUGAGGCCAUGCGGCGGGUGACCCGCGUGUUGCCGCUAUUGAAGAGCACCGUGUUUCUUUCCGGUGCGCCAGCCUCGUCCUUCUACACGGAUGCCGCGUCUGCCGUGGACCGCGCCCGUCCCGCCUUUGUAUACCUCAUCCGAGCCCAUCUGUACGAGGAAGAAGGGGAGGAGGAGCAGCAGCAGCAGCGGGGGCCAUUGCUGGACGCGCAUUUUCCACGGCAAGCGGCACCGGACGCAGCGGCUGUGCAGGCAGUGUAUGAGGCCUGCUGUCGGGCGGUGCAAAUUCUGCUGACGCUGGUGUGCACCGACGACGCCUCCGAGGCGUCCGCGCAGGCGGUGAUGGCUUUGCCCAUGCUGGGCGCAACCGCUGCGACGACGGCUGCUACGACCGCGGCGGCGCGGCUGUCGCAGGCCGCAAAUCGGGAACUGCAGACCAGCGCGUUUCGCCUGUUGCGUGCGCUGUGCUGGUGCUUUAUUGAGGCCGGUGCCGAGGGCCACGUGGACGCCCUGUUGUACCCCAUUGGCGCCAUGCAGGCGAUGCUGCAGGAGUGGCCGCUGGACGAGGUGCUGCAUCACAUGUAUCGCCAACACGUGGAGCAGUUGUACCGGCUCGCCUUCGACGCCGACGCCGACGUUGCCCAGGUUGCCGCCACCACGCUUCGUGGCUGGCUGUGCGGCGCCACCGCUGACAACAACAACAACAACCACGACGACGGUGGUGCCGUCCUCGAGAGGGGAGGGCUGGGCGGCGGUUCGAGGGAGGCGGCCAACAGUACUCACCGCCGUGGCGCCGGCGAUGACGGCCGUCUCAUUAAACGUGCCCUGGAGCUCAUGCGGCGUGACGCGGGGCAAACGGAGGAGGCGGGGCAGGAGAUACCACGCGCAACGCUGGGAAGAACGGCAGCGGCUCUCAACGAAGGCGACGACGGCGACGAUGGUGAUGACGAAGGCGGUCAUGCUUUGUCAAGUAUUCACCUGGAUGACAUUCUCCCCUUUCAGCGGUGCCUGGUUGGUGUCCCAGCGUACAAGCAUGCGAUGCCUCCGGAGGAGACGGUGCUGGGCGUGGCCUCCUUGCUGGACGACGCGGUGUGGGACGCCCUGACCGUGCACGAGGAUGAGUCACAGUUUCUGCGUUUCUUCCUUGUUGGCCUCAUCCGGCAGUACAACCUGCACCACCGCUUCCCUACGGUCGCCACGGUGCUCCGCCACCUGCUGCUCCGCCCUGUCGCCGGCAGAAGUGGGAGUCUGAUGCUGUUUAUCGAGGGAUUUCUGCCUAUCCUGCUGCUGCACGCGAUGCUGCUGCGGGAGGGCGAGGCGCAGCGGGCGCAGCGGGCCGCGUGGUCGCGGGCGCUCGAGACGCAUCUCUUUCGCCGGGCGCACGGGUUUCGUCACGCGACCCGGCUUUUUCUACGCGCCCUCAACGUCUACCACUCGGUGCUGAUGACGGUGGUGCGGAGCCACGGGGUGCGGGCGGAGGCGGCGGGGCCCCCCCCCUUUUCGCGGGCGUCGCCGUCGGAGUUGGAGGCCGUCGCGGCGGCGCUGACGUUCCCACUUUUCGUGCCCAGCGACUACGGCGAGCUUCCCGAGCUGGCGGACGUGCGGGAGUCGUACUGGCUCGCGGACCUCGACCCCCUUGCCCUGGCCGCCGCCGCGGUGGCCUGCCGCGAGCCGCACCUCGCCGUCCUCUUCACGGAGCUCAGCGGGGAGUCGCUGCUCGGGCGCCGCAAAGGCAUCCCCUCCGCCGCGAUGACGGCGGUUGGGCAGCCCAAGUGCUCCGUCUUGUUCCCCGCCAAGCAGCAGCCCUGCGCGCGCGAGGCGGUGGGGGCGACGGCGGCGGAGGGUCGGCGGCGGGGGCUGCGCGGGGAGGCGGCGGAGGCCGCCAUGACGGAGCGACUCGCCGCGUACCGCGCGGCCGUCUACGCCGUGCUUGUCGACGUGGAGACCACGCUGCGUUUCCGCGGCGGGCACGACGAUGCCGGGGUGGCCGCCACCGCCGCCGACGGCGACCUCAGCGGCAGCGGCGUGGGCGGAACGAGGGCAGCCACUUUCGCCGGGGCCACGGAUGUGAUGCGGGCGGCCUGCGACGGCGAGGCCGCGGAUGCGUCCAUGUCGCCCUGGGAGGAGGACUUCUUUCUGCAGCACCCGGCGCGACUCAUGGAGCGCGAAAAGAGCCGCGGCAAUUGGCACGCGGUGCUGCUCCUGCUCGAUCGCAUGGCGGUCGCAAUGGCCUCGACGCACGCCUCUGCCCGAGUUCGUGGCGAAUGCCGCGACGCCGGCCUUUCCGGCGCCCGUCUGCUGGUGGAGAAGGCGAAUGCGCUGCUGCAGCUUGGGGCGGCCGAUUCCGCGCUUCAGAUGCUUGCCGCCGCGCUGCCGCGUCGCGGCCGCCACGCGGCCCACGAGGAGACGGAAGAAGAGGCGGCGGACGACUACGCCCUGCAGCUGCGCUCCGCCCUGGCGGCUACCCUCUGGCGUCUCGGGCGCUGGGAUGCUGACUGCCUGGAGGAGGCGGCGGCGGCGGCGGACGAGGAAGGGCCGCGUCCGCGCCAGCACGGCCUGCUGCCGUCAUCGUCCCUCACGUCGGUGGACGAGGGCAUUUUUUUCGCCAUGCGGGCGGUGCACCGCGGCGAGCACAACGUGCGACGGUGGACCACGCAGGCGCUGCGGCGACUGGUUUCUCAGUUCGACGCGACGAACUGGUUUCAGCUGAUGCUGCAGGCAGAGGCGCUGCACAGCAUUGAGGAGUGCGCUGGCCGCUUCUCGCGCCUGCACGCCUCCUCCGUCGCUGGCUCUGGGGACGCGGCGCAGCUGCGAAACCCGCCACAGCCACCGCCGCCGUGGGUGCAUGCGUCGUUGGCCCGCGUACGUGCUGCGUACCGGGAGCUGGAGCUCCUGGACAGCGUGCACCAUCGCCUCUGCGUGGUAUACCGCCAGCCACAGUGGUGGCUCGCCCAUCUGGAGAACAGCAGCGCGCGUGCGCUGCGCGGCGGCAGGCCCGUGCUGGUGCAUCAAUGGCUCUCUGCCUACGCUGAGUUUGGCGGGGCCGCCGACACACGAGGCGGCACAAGCCAGCAGCAGCACGCUUUGCCCCAAGCUGGGUCAGUGUUUGAAAACUUGACCACCUCUCAGGAGUUACCUGCCAUGGCCUUUCUCGCGCUUGUGCAGGCGCGUGCGGAGUUUGUGGGUGGGCGACCGCAUCGUGCGAUUGCCAUUCUUCAGAACACGGAGAGGACGCCGUUGGACGCCGCUGCGGUGGGGCGUGGGAUGCUUUUCCCCAUGCCGGCUAAUGCGCCGCAGAUGCCGGCGGUUGUGCAUCAGCUUGUCGUGUGGGCCAGGGAGGCGCGGCUGGUGCCGCUGUCGCAGCUCGUGCGGGACCCCUUCCUGCUGUCAUCCGUCAAGAAUGACCGCAGCGGUGUGUGUUGCCUGCAGCUGGCCCGACUGUGCCACGCGCUGGUGCGCGACAUCACGGGGCGCCUGCACAGCGAGGAGUACCGUAAGCUGCAGGAAAGCAUUGAGGCCUCCCGCCGCAUCCGCGCGGAGCUGGAGCAGCAGCAGAAUACGUCCGACAGGCUUAGUGAGGCGGAGCAGAAGCUGCUGCAGCAGCGCAUCCGCACCCUGGCGCUGGAGACGACGCGCGAGGAGGAUGAGUGGCAGCGGGAGGUGGAGAUGUACGCCUUGUACCGCCGCAGCGCCCUCAACGCCUACGCGCGCUUCCUGGAGCGCAGCGGGCCUACCGACGCGGACGGGCUGCUUGCCGUCUUUGCCUUCGUCUCGCUGUGGCUGCAGCAGGAUGCGCGGCUCGAGGAGCAGCGGCAGAAGGGGGCGGCCCCGGCCGCCUGCGUGACCGCCGGCGUCAUUAAGAAGGCGAUUAAAAACAUUCCCCACCACAUGUUUCUCCCGCUCUUUUCGCAGCUCGUGGCGCAGCUCGGCACCUCGCAGGACGACGCCAACCUGGAGACUCUGGUGCUGCGCACCGCGCUGGAAAGCCCUCUGCACACCGUCUGGCCGCUGCUCGCCCUCGCCAACGGCGACAACUUCGGCCCCGCUGUGGCAGCCGCCGCGCACGGCGGCGGGCUGCACGUGGUGGAUGCGAAGAAGGUGACCCUCGCGCGCCGCAUUCUGCGCACGCUGCAAGCCGCCCCCGGCAGCCACGUGGACGGCGGCGCGGCGGACGCGAACGACGCCAACGCCGCGCGGUGCCGGUGGCGGCAGCAAGUUGUGCGGGAGGCGGAGCGACUUUCUGCGGCGUACAUUCAACUGGCGUUCUACCGCGUGCACAACAAGACGCGCCCGGUGCACCGCAUCCCGGCGGAUUUCAUGAUCCUGGAGCAGGGUAUGCAGGACCUGCGGAUUCCGCCGCCCACGUUGACGCUGCCGCUGCCCGCCGUGGCCUCCCCGGGUGCGACGUCGGCGCCGCGGCUGCCACGGCGGGUCCCCAGCAUUGCGCGGUACGAGGGCGCCUUCACAACCCCGGGCGGGAUCAAUCUCCCCAAGGCGCUCAGCUGCGUCUUGAGCGACGGUCGCGUGCUGCGCCAGCUGCUGAAGUCCGAGGAUGACUUGCGGCAGGACAGCCUUAUCGAGCAGGUGUUUGCGCUUUCAAACCAGCUUCUGGCAAAGGAUCGCCGAACGUGUGGGUUGCAUGUGUUUACCUACAACGUGGUUCCCCUCGCCCCCACGGUGGGCAUCAUUGAGUGGGUGGAUGGCACCAUUCCGCUUGGUCAGUACCUCAACGGUGACCCCAGAGCCAGCGGCGGCGGCGGCGGUGGUGGGGCGGAAACUCGGCUGCGAUUUAGCACGGGGGCGCAUGAGCGUUACUUCCCUGGUGAGCCAACGACGUUGGAUUGCCGUGCGCGGCUGCAGGCGGCCAGCAAGGCACAGAAGCACAGUGUCCUGCUCGAUCUCUACGCGGAGUUCAGCCCGGCCCUGCAUUAUUUCUUUCUUGAGCACUUCUUCACCCCGCAGGCGUGGCUAGAGCGGCGUGACGCCUACACGCGCAGUGUUGCGGCCUCCAGCAUGGUUGGCUACAUCGUCGGACUCGGGGAUCGCCACGGCAACAACCUCCUCCUGCACACCCGGCGGGCGGAGCUUGUGCACAUUGACCUUGGGUUUGCCUUUGACCAGGGAAAGCUGCUUCCUGUGCCGGAGCUUGUGCCAUUUCGUCUUACCCGCAACGUGGUGGACGGCUUCGGCGUGCAGGGGACGGAGGGCCCGUUCCGCCGCCACUGCGAGGGGACACUGCGCGUCUUGCGCGGGCAGAAGGAGCUGCUGAUGACGAUCCUCGAGGCCUGCGCCCAUGACCCGCUCGCGCGCUGGUCAGUGACGGUGGUGCCGCCGCAGCGCCAGCAUGCGGGGCGCCCGGGCCAGCACUUGGAUGGGCUGGCCGUCUCUCUGGACGACGAAGACGCGGAGGAGGAGGGGGGCGCGGCGACGCCGCGGCAGCGUGGCCUUGGCGUCAGCCGCGGGAAGCCAACCUACGCCGAUGCGGAGCGAACGCUCUCCCACGUGGCCGAAAAGAUUGCGGGGUACGAGGCAGGCGAGCUGCUCAGCGUCCCGACGCAUGUGCACAAACUGCUGCAGACGGCCCAAAACACGGAGCUGCUCGCCCAAAUGUUUGUGGGCUGGUCGCCAUGGCUUUAG